UAAAGAGUCUCAGACUGAGGAGAAAGCCUUUCCUUCUGCUGCUCCCGCUGCUGCCGCUGCUUUUGAGGGUCCACUCCGUUCAUGGUUUUUCCUGCCAGACCAGAAUCACCUUCGCUGCUGCCGUCCUUCUCUCUGGUGUCAAUCAGAGGCUGGCCAGAGGAUGAGACUCCCCAAACUCCUCACUUUCUUGCUUUGGCACCUGGCUUGGCUGGACCUGGAAAUUAUCUGCACUGUGUUGGGUGCCCCUGACUUGGGCCAGAGACCCCAGGGGGCCAAGCCAGGCUUGGCCAAAGCAGAAGCCAAGGAGAGGCCCCCUCUGGCCCGGAGCAUCUUUAGGCCAGGGGGUCACAGUUAUGGUGGGGGGGCCGCCAAUGCCAGGGCAAAGGGGGGCACCGGGCAGACAGGAGGCCUGACACAGCCCAAGAAGGAUGAACUCAAAAAGCCGCCCCCAAGAUCGGGCGGCCCUGAACCCAAGCCAGGACGCCCUCCCCAGACAAGGCAGGCGGCAACGCGGACGGUGACCCCAAAAGGACAGCUUCCUGGGGGUAAGGCACCUCCAAAGGCAGGAUCUGUCCCCAGCCCCUUCCUGCUGAAGAAGGCCAGGGAGACCAGGCCCCCUCAAGAGCCCGAGGAGCCGUUCCGCCCGCCCCCCAUCACGCCCCACGAGUACAUGCUCUCGCUGUACAGGACACUGUCUGAUGCUGACAGAAAGGGAGGCAACAGCAGCGUGAAGUUGGAGGCUGGCCUGGCCAACACCAUCACCAGCUUUAUUGACAAAGGGCAAGAUGACCGAGGUCCUGUGGUCAGAAAGCAGAGGUACGUGUUUGACAUUAGUGCCCUGGAGAAGGAUGGGCUGCUAGGGGCCGAGCUGCGGAUCUUGCGGAAGAAGCCCUCGGACACGGCCAAGCCAGUGGCCCCCGGCAUCGGGCGGGCUGCCCAGCUGAAGCUGUCCAGCUGCCCCAGCGGCCGGCAGCCGGCAGCCUUGCUGGAUGUACGCUCUGUGCCAGGCCUGGACGGAUCUGGCUGGGAGGUGUUCGACAUCUGGAAGCUCUUCCGAAACUUUAAGAACUCGGCCCAGCUGUGCCUGGAGCUGGAGGCCUGGGAACGGGGCCGGGCUGUGGACCUCCGUGGCCUGGGCUUUGACCGGGCUGCCAGGCAGGUCCACGAGAAGGCCCUAUUCCUAGUAUUUGGCCGCACCAAGAAACGGGACCUGUUCUUUAAUGAGAUUAAGGCCCGCUCGGGUCAAGAUGAUAAGACUGUGUACGAGUACCUGUUCAGCCAGCGGCGAAAAAGGCGGGCCCCACUGGCCACGCGCCAGGGCAAACGGCCCACCAAGAACCCCAAGGCCCGCUGCAGUCGGAAGGCGCUACAUGUCAACUUCAAGGACAUGGGCUGGGAUGACUGGAUCAUCGCACCGCUUGAGUACGAGGCCUUCCACUGCGAGGGGCUAUGUGAGUUCCCCUUGCGCUCCCACCUGGAGCCCACGAACCAUGCAGUCAUCCAGACCCUGAUGAACUCCAUGGACCCCGAGUCCACACCACCAACCUGCUGUGUGCCCACACGACUGAGUCCCAUCAGCAUCCUCUUCAUUGACUCCGCCAACAACGUGGUCUAUAAGCAGUAUGAGGACAUGGUAGUGGAGUCUUGUGGCUGCAGGUAGCAGCACUGGUCCGCUGUCUUCCUGGGUGGCAUGUCCCAGGAUGCUGGUCACAAGAGCCCGUCCCUUCACUCCCGGAAUCAGAGAACCUGGGAAGCAGCAGCCAGGAGUUUCUACACCGCCUGCAUGAUAGGGGGUUCCCAACAGCCUUGCUCUUACUCUCUGAGUAGAACUGGGUUCAAGGUUCCCUUCUAGCUCCAAGUCCCCUUGUCUGAGGAUUUCUGCCCUUCUGCUGCUCUGACUGGCAGGGACAGACCCAGGGAGACAGACUCUGAAUGGGACUGAGACCCAGGAGACCUUGCUUUCCGAUGAGACUCAGCCCUCAACCUCUCCUUACCUGGGCCUUUCUGGUUUCCAGACUUUCCAGGGAGGGCUCCUCCUGGGAGGGUCCACAGGUGCCGCCCUCUCUUUUGAAUCACCAUUGUGCCUGGUGACUUCCUGCCACUGGGGCAAAUGAGAUGCUGAUUGGGCAGGGGUGGGCAGGAGGGGGUAAGGGCUUGGGCUGGGGUGAGGAGUGUGAGGCUGUUAGACUGUUAGAUGA
Molecule: messenger RNA, 2198 nt
Organism: Lutra lutra (Eurasian river otter)
Lineage: Eukaryota; Metazoa; Chordata; Mammalia; Carnivora; Mustelidae
Gene: GDF5
Product: growth differentiation factor 5
Exons: 2
Coding region: 161-1660 (499 amino acids)
Biological process (GO): BMP signaling pathway; SMAD protein signal transduction
Cellular component (GO): extracellular region
Molecular function (GO): growth factor activity; cytokine activity
Source: RefSeq, a predicted model, not a curated record